GAUCCCAUCUGAAGAAAUAGAGAAAGAAAUUGCAGCCGCUGCCGAUCUGAAUAUAGCUUUAGGUUUUUGUCUUUUCGAUUCUUCCCUACUACCGGUCUCCUGAAAAUGCCCAUCGCCUUAUCGAUCAAUUGGCCAAACUCUUCUUUUUUUCCCUUCCUUCCAGCCUUCUGAUUGGUCCUAUAGUUCCCAAAGAGAUGACAUCUCUCUACGCCUCUCCCUUUCCUUUCCACGAAUAGGAUCUGAGGGGUCUAAUUUAAUGAGAGUUUGAAAAUUUAUCCAAACCUUCCAGGAUAUUUCAUCGAGCUUUCAAUAAUUUUUAAUAUUGAAAGCUCGUAAAUCAUGAUAUCCAUCGAGGUGAUUUUUGAAAGCAUGCAUGGAGUAAUUUUAAAUACUACCAAGCGGAUAAUGCUAAGCCCGCCCAUGGUGAGUGGCUGUAUCAUCAAUUAAGAAAUAUUCAUCAAUGUUUAUCAAGGCUAAUUAACCACCCAUUUCAAGUGGCUUAUUUUGGGUUUUGAAGGAGGUUUGAAUGGAGAUAGAUAGAUAGAGACAAUGUAUUGGGCACCGUGCGCAGGGGUUUUAAAGCUCCCAAAUGAACAACCCCAAAUUAAGAAAAAGGUAGAAAUUCACAAGUUUUGCACACAACAUGCAUCAUCAAGCCAAUUAAACAUCCUUUAGCGUUCAUUUUUUUUUUCCUUCAUAAAUCAUACAUUUUCUUCUUUUUUUUCCCUAUUUGAAAAAAAAAUACAUUUCUGUUUGUGUUUCACAAAUUAAGCUUGAUAAUUUAAAAAAUAAAAACCAGAUGGGUGAGUGUGAGUUGAUCAUGAGUAAUUUCAUAUUGUUUAGGCAGAUUUACAUCUCAUCAACUAAUUUCAUAUCUACAGAUAGAGAAACUUUUGUGUAUCCUAAGUAUACCAAGCCCCUUAGUAUCCCCUCCGGUCCGUUUCUCAUUUUUCGGUCAUUUUCUGAUCUUAUUUUGAUAAUCAGCUCUGUUCAUUUUGUAGAGUUUAGUGAUAACCUUAUUCAUACCAAAAAACGCGUUCAUCAGACUUUAUUUGAUACAUGAUCAGCACACGUAAAAAUCGCAAAAAAACCAAAACUGGGUUCCGAUUCAGUGUGUUUUUUGACCCGUUUUGAUUUUCUUCAAUUUUCACGUGUGCCGAUCAUGUAUCAAAUAAAGUCCAAUGAAUGCCAUUUCUAGUACGAACAAUAUUCUCACUGAACUCUACAAAAUGAACGGAGCCGAUCAUCAAAAUGUGAUCGAAAAAUAACCGAAAAACGAGAAACGGACCAGAGGGGGUACCAAGGAGUUUGGUAUCCCCGGAUACACAAAAGUUUCUCCGACAGAUAAUAUGGCAGGGUAUAUAAUCUUGAUCAAUAAAUGUCCAUUUUAAAUACUCUUUAAUCUGUCGCAACCAAAUUCAUCACCCCUAGCACUCAAAGCUACGUUGGGUUUACUUGCCAUGCAUCCCAUGCAGUUAAUGCUUUUCUCAAGCCAUUAGUAACUUAAUUAAUUACUAUUUCUACUCACAACACCGUGAUUAUAGGCUGCACAUACAGACCCUAUAUAUCUCUAUCCAUGCAUAUCAUGAAUUUGAUGUAAUUACCAAAAAAAAAAAAAAAAAGAAACCUGAAUUUGCUUUGAUUUCCCCUAUAAAUACCCACUUUUUAUGUGGCUACUUGAAACAUUCAGUUCCAUAGGUUCAUAAUCAUCAAACUAAGGUUUCAAAUCUAGUAACCAAAAACGGAAGCAUGAUUCAAGAAACUGAGGUUAUCAUCAUAGGGGCAGGGCCUGCUGGGAUAGCAACCUCAGCCUGCCUCAACCUUCUCUCUCUACCAAACAUAGUUCUAGAGAGAGAGAGCUGCACCGCCUCUCUCUGGAAGAACAAGUCCUACGACCGCUUGAAGCUUCACCUGGCCAAGCAGCACUGCCAGCUCCCCCACAUGCCGUUCCCUUCCCGUUUCCCCACAUUUGUCUCCAAGAGCCUGUUCAUCAACUACCUGGACACCUACGUGUUCCGGUUCGGCGUGAGCCCGUUGCUCGGCCGGUCGGUGGAGUCGGCGUCGCGUGAGGACGGGGAGAACUGCUGGAGGGUGGUGGCGAGGAAUGCGGGGUCGGGGGAGACGGAGGUGUUCGAGGGGAGGUUUCUCGUGGUGGCGACGGGGGAGAACAGCGAAGGGUUCGUUCCGGAGGUUGUGGGGUUGGAGGAUUUUGGUGGGGAAGUGGUGCAUUCCAGUGAGUACGGAAAUGGGAAGAGAUACGAGGGGAAAGAUGUGCUGGUGGUUGGGUGUGGGAAUUCUGGCAUGGAAAUUGCCUAUGAUCUUGUCAACUGUGGUGCUCGAGCGGCCAUCUCUGUUCGUAGCCCUGUACAUGUACUGAGUAAGGAAAUGGUGCAAUUGGGAAUGUGUAUGUUGAAGUUGCUUCCAUGUAAUGUUGUGGACAAGAUGGUUGAGUCCUUAGCCAAAUUGAAGUAUGGUGAUUUCUCUCAUUACGGCCUUCAAACCCCAUCCAAGGGACCCUUUUAUCUCAAAAUGACAACUGGUCGAUCCCCUGUCAUUGAUGUUGGGACCAUGCGCAAAAUCAGAACUGGACAAAUUCAGGUUUUACCAUCCAUAACGAGCAUCAAAGGAGACUUCAUUGACUUUGCAAAUGGUAAGACAAAUCGAUUCCAAGCUAUUGUGUUUGCCACCGGCUACAAAAGUACUGUCCGAAAAUGGCUCAAGGAUGAUGGAGAACUGUUCAAUGAAGACGGAAUGCCGAAGAAAAGAAGGCCGGAUCAUUGGAAGGGGGAGAACGGGCUGUACUGCGUUGGAUUCGCCAGGGCAGGACUGCUUGGGAUAUCAAGUGAUGCUCAAAACAUAGCCAACGACAUUUGCUUGAUUCUGAGCCAACAGAAAAACCGUUGAUCGAGCACUCGGCUGGAUUGCUUGGUACUUAUCUAAAUAAAGUUUUCCUCAUGGCUGAUGUUGGCGCGCGGAAAGUCUUGUAAUAUGUGCGUAGUGCCAUGUACCAAUUUCGCAGGGCGAAAUUUUUGUACCCGUAGAUGUUUGCUUAUUCUCUGGAGUAUGUGGAUGAAUAAUUGCCAUGGGGAAGUAGUGCCAUGUACCAAUUUCACAGGGCGAAAUUUUUGUACCCGUAGAUGUUUGCUUAUUCUCUGGAGUAUGUGGAUGAAUAAUUGCCAUGGGGAAGUACGGUUAAGCAAUAAAUCUGAGCUUAUUUUCUGAA
This is a messenger RNA of Rhododendron vialii, 3223 nucleotides long. Its product is annotated as probable indole-3-pyruvate monooxygenase YUCCA11. Lineage: Eukaryota; Viridiplantae; Streptophyta; Magnoliopsida; Ericales; Ericaceae. The transcript has 5 exons. Bases 1750 to 2904 code for a protein of 384 amino acids. Gene Ontology annotation, molecular function: NADP binding; flavin adenine dinucleotide binding; N,N-dimethylaniline monooxygenase activity. The record is from RefSeq and is a predicted model, not a curated record.